AUGGCCAAUCCACUGGUUUUAAAUAAAUGUCUCUUUCUGGUCUCUCUCUUCUCCAUGUCCCUCUUUCUUCAUCAUUCCAUAAUAACUUGCGUUAAAGCAUCAGAAGAUCAGUAUCCACAAUCCCAGGAAUCUGACAGAGUAAUAAAACUACCAGGCCAGCCUCCUAGCCCACCAAUCUCCCAGUUCUCAGGUCACAUCAAUAUCGAUCCAGGAACUGGGAGGGCCCUCUUCUACUGGUUCUUUGAAGCUCAAUCUCAGUCGUCCAAGAUGCCUCUACUUCUCUGGCUUAAUGGAGGACCUGGAUGUUCCUCAGUUGGGUAUGGUGCAGCUGUGGAGUUGCAUGGACCUCUUAGAGUUGACAAAAAUGGAGUUGGCCUUCACUUCAAUAAAUAUGCUUGGAAUAUAGAAGCCAACCUAUUAUUAUUUGUGGAGUCGCCGGUUGGAGUAGGGUUCUCUUACACCAACACAUCUUCUGAUCUCACCAAAGUACUGGAUGAUGGCUUUGUGGCUGAGGAUACCUACAACUUCUUGGUGAAUUGGCUGCAAAGAUUUCCACAGUUCCAAACCCAUGACUUCUUCAUCGCAGGAGAGAGUUAUGCAGGCCAUUACGUUCCGCAACUCGCGGAGCUUGUGCAUGACCGGAACAGGGAUAGAACUAAAUACCCAAUGAUAAAUCUUAAAGGUUUUAUAAUAGGAGAGGGUCGGCGUACACGAGUUGGUAACGACUCCCACGGCUUGCAUCUACCACGUUUAUCCCCAGAGGACUUGGUGGAGCUUCCAACAUCGCCGACCUCAUGGAUUUGUCUGGUGGCUAGUUGGACCCUGCGCUCCACCGAAGACAGCACAUGGAGUUUUUGGCCUCAUUGGCUGAGAGCACGUCGUGGAAAUAUUAAUUGGCUGGGUUUGAGUGGUGGUAACAGUGGGGACACAGAUGGCAGAGUGCCAGUCAUUGGGUCACCAUACUGGAUUGAGGCUCUUUCACUUCCCCUCAAAUCUCCUUGGCAUUCUUGGUAUCACAACCAUCAGGUUGGAGGGAGGAUAGUGGAGUAUGAAGGCAUAACAUUUGUGAUAGUGAGAGGGGCAGGUCAUUUGGUACCUCUCAACAAGCCUAGUGAAGCUCUUUCCCUCCUUCACUCUUUCUUGACUGCACAACUUCUCCCUAUCCAUACAUGA
This is a messenger RNA of Juglans regia (Persian walnut), 1173 nucleotides long. Its product is annotated as serine carboxypeptidase-like 33. The record is from RefSeq and is a predicted model, not a curated record. Gene Ontology annotation, cellular component: vacuole. Gene Ontology annotation, biological process: proteolysis. NCBI's taxonomy places the organism in Eukaryota, Viridiplantae, Streptophyta, Magnoliopsida, Fagales, Juglandaceae. Gene Ontology annotation, molecular function: serine-type carboxypeptidase activity.